UGCGCUAGGUGGGCGGCGGCGCAGGAAGGAUGCUGGCUGCUGAGCGCUGGGGCUGGUGCUGAGAAAGAAAAAAAAUUGGAGCUUUCUAAUUACCGGGAUGAAUAUUGGAGUCCUUGAAGAUUCCUGAGUCAGGCCAAGUCAUUCAUGCUGCUGACUUUCUAGCACAACCAAGCUGAGUUCUGCCUGUCAGCUCUACCCAAAGGCUCCACAUGCUCACCUGAAUCCUGAGGAAAUCCAGACAUGGCUGCUGACAUGAAUUUCUGUCAGAAGCCCCAGAGACUGGGAACAGAGGAACAGGAUGGGCCGUGUGAGAGAUGGAUGUUCUUUGAGGAUGUAACUGUGGACUUCAGCCAGGAGGAAUGGCAGCACCUGGACUCCGCCCAGAGAUGCCUGUACCAGGAGGUGAUGCUGGAGAUCUACAGCCACCUCUUGGCAGUGGGGUAUCCCAGGCCAGAGGUCAUCCUCAAGAUGAAGAAAGUUAAGGGCCCGCUGAUGGGGAAGGUUGAUUUUCCACAUCAGAGGUGUGGUCAAGGGGAGGCAGAGCAUGACGCACACCAAAUGUGUGUGAAGGCUGCAUUUCCAAAUGAUAUAUCAAGAGUAAUCACUAGAGGUGGCUCACACUGUUCCAUUAUCGAGGAACCCUGGCAGGGUGGUGACCCUAAAAAUUCAGAUCCACAAAACCACAUCCCACCCUCCAGUUCUGGUGCUUUCUUCAGCCAGAAAACACUAAUCACAGACAAUCGUGAUGGAUGUGAAGCAGCUGGGGGAUCCAUUCCUUUAGGCGCCCACCUCAUUUCUACACAAAAGAGAUCUCUGAGAUGUUGCCCAUGUGAAAAGACGUUGCAACCUCACCUUCAAGCAGACAGAGACUAUCAAAGCAGCGCCACAAAGCAGCCUGAUGGCAUUGUUGACUCUUGUCAGUCCUUCACACAAGGCCUUCCCACUGAUGUGUGUCCAAUUCACAGCACAGGAGAGGAAGCACGCAGAGGUGACCAGUGUGCAAGUGUUCCCAGCCCUCAGCAACCAUUUAUGCAGCAUGGAAUUCUCUCUCAGGACAAGCCAGUUGAAUAUACCAAAUACCAGAAGGUCUUCACUGCCGGGUCAGCUUUGUGUCAGCAGCAGACAACUAACAGUCAAGAGACCCAUUUUAUUUGCCACAUAUGUGGGAAAUCCUUCCUUCAGAAAUCUGAGUUGAGUUUUCAUCCAGGAACAAACAGAGGAGAGACACAUCAUGAAUGCCCUGACUGUCGGAAAUCACUUACCAGUACAUCCAGCCUGCAGGCACGGCGUGAAACUCACACAAAGGAGAAACCUUACAGAUGCCUUGACUGUGGGAAGUCAUUCAGUUAUGCAUCCCACCUAAAGAUCCAUCUUCGAAUACACACAGGUGAGAGGCCUUAUGUGUGUUCUGACUGUGGGAAGGCCUUUAGCCAAAAGUCAGUCCUCACCACGCAUCGGAGAAUUCACACUGGGGAGAAGCCUUACACAUGUAACCACUGCGGGAAAUUGUUUGUUUAUGCAUCAGAUCUGAAGAAGCACAGUCGGUUUCACACUGGGGAGAAGCCCUAUGAGUGCAGAGAUUGUGGGAAGUUAUUCAAUAAUAAAUCUCACCUGCCUGUGCACUAUCGCAUUCACACCGGUGAGAAACCUUACAGAUGCUGCGACUGUGGGAAGUCGUUCAGGAGAAAGUCCCACCUUAAAGUGCAUAACCGAACACACACUGGUGAGAAGCCUUAUGUAUGCCCUGACUGCGGGAGGGCCUUCAGCCACAGUUCAGUUCUCAGCACACAUCAGAGAAUUCACACUGGGGAGAGGCCUUACCUAUGCAGCGACUGUGGGAAGGCCAUGUCUUCUAAAGCCCAGCUGAAUGAGCACCGAAGGAUCCACACGGGGGAGAAACCCUAUGUGUGCAGCGACUGUGGGAAAGCUUUCAGUUGCCGAUCUUCCUUACAAGCACAUCGUAGAACUCACAGUAGGGAAAAGCCGUUUGUCUGUCACACAUGUGGAAAGGGCUUCCUGCACAAGUCACAGUUGUCAUCUCACCAACAAACUCACACUGGUGAGAACCCUUAGGAGCGCCGUGCGUGUUGUGUGCAGUUGUUCGCUCAUACGUAUCAGCUGAAGGGACAUCAUCCGAUUGAAGCAGAAGAAAAUGACCUUGACCUUGAGAGUUUUCAACAGCUGAAGGCUCUCGGUCUUUCAUUCUGUGCAGAGAAUCCUGAGGUGGGUUUUUAAAUGCAGAAAGUCCUUCAAACACAAGUCAGAUUUCAGUAGACCCAGUAGACCUGACACUAUAGAUACUUGGUCCUAUGAAAGGCUUUACCACAAAGUCAAUUCCUCUUCCAUGUUUUUAAAUAAAGAGACCUAAUUAUAGCUAUGCAUUGCUUAUUUUAAAUACACAAAUUACUAUACCUGAGGAAAAGAAUAAAGAAUUUGUAAGAA
This is a messenger RNA of Mus caroli (Ryukyu mouse), 2442 nucleotides long. RefSeq lists its product as uncharacterized. The record is from RefSeq and is a predicted model, not a curated record. Gene Ontology annotation, molecular function: RNA polymerase II cis-regulatory region sequence-specific DNA binding; DNA-binding transcription factor activity, RNA polymerase II-specific. Gene Ontology annotation, biological process: regulation of transcription by RNA polymerase II. Lineage: Eukaryota; Metazoa; Chordata; Mammalia; Rodentia; Muridae.